Molecule: messenger RNA, 438 nt
Organism: Camellia sinensis
Lineage: Eukaryota; Viridiplantae; Streptophyta; Magnoliopsida; Ericales; Theaceae
Source: RefSeq, a predicted model, not a curated record
CCCAGGGCCGGUUCUGAGUAGAUACAGAACACCUGGUCGACUCGUGUUGGGUGUUGUUGGGGUUGCAUUUUGGUCUCAGUUCACUACCAUGGCUGGUAGUAGUAGCCGCAAAUCUUUCUUUGCCUCUGCUGGGCAAAAGGGUUCGAUUGAUCAGGUGUUGAAGAAUGUGGCAUGGCCAGAACAAAUUCCAUUCAAGGAAGUGGAUUUUCAACGCUCUGACGAGUCACCAGAUAAAUCAUUCUAUGAAUCUCCACGCUUUGUGACACAUAUUGAUGAUCCAGCCAUUGUUGCUCUUACUAAGUAUUAUUCAGAGGUUUUUCCUCCUAGUGAAACUCCAGGAGUAACUAUCCUUGACAUGUGUAGCAGUUGGGUCAGUCAUUUCCCAGCAGGAUACAAGCAAGACCGGAUAGUAGGAAUGGGUAUGAAUGAAGAAGAGCU